Messenger RNA from Gallus gallus (chicken), 3897 nucleotides. RefSeq lists its product as uncharacterized. Bases 1 to 930 code for a protein of 309 amino acids. The transcript has a single exon. The record is from RefSeq and is a predicted model, not a curated record. Lineage: Eukaryota; Metazoa; Chordata; Aves; Galliformes; Phasianidae.
AUGUGUACGUUGACAAGUACAAAACCAUUUGAAGUGUUCACUAAAUGCAAGGAACAUCUUGCUAUAAAAAUAACAGACCCUCCCACCCGCUGUCCCCUCUUUACAUUUCUAAUUACAAAACGGCACAGUAAUUUCAGCUUCCUAACAUGGAGCAAGAAGGAAGGACGGCAUUAUGGACACAUACAAAACGUUUCGAUCUGGCGUAGCUGUGUACAUUUGGAGCAACCAAGCAUCUUGAUCUCGCUGUUGUUUUUAACACUACACAGGGCUGAAGAAUUGGGAAACAAACUAAAAAGGAAAAUGCUGUUUCUUCCUUAUAUUCCUCUUCUUCUUCCUCUUCUUCUUCCUCUUCUUUUUUUGGCUUUCGCUCCAGAAAGCAACAGCUUCCACCGGUUCACAAUUAAAACAGUCGAGAGAGGCAAGAUUAAUUUCAGAUGGAAAACCCAUCCAAUGGCUUUUCCCUCAACACAUUUACUCCAUCUUUCCUCCCCUGUUUCUCUCCUUGAAAUACAGCUCGUGCUGAGAAAGCCUUUUUUUUUUUUUUUUUUUUUCCCACGGCAAAGAAGAACCAGGGAGGAGAAAGCGAGCCGAGCGGCUCUGAGCCGCGGUGAUGCCGCACAGCAGAGGGCAGCCUUCGCCCUCGCUCGCCGCCUCCCAGCCCGCAGCUGCCAUCUGCUACCGACGCAUCCCGAGCGCAGAGCCCAUCUGGCGCUCCUCUUUCAGCCGCACAACUCUCCAUUCGUCCAGGUAACAGCUUGUGAGAAUUCAAGAAGUGCUUCUGUUGGAUCAGUCGUCCCUAUUAACAAGUCCGCUGAAACAACGCUCCCCUUACGAGAGACACGGGCAGCACAAAUUGCCAGAGACAAAGCUGAAUGGCGUUGGCUUUAUCCCACCAAUUCCCUUCCCUCGUGCUGGAGCGAUCCUUUGUGAUGGGAUGGAUUUCUCUACUGUUUCAGUCCUGCAAAAUGGAUGCAGCAGAACAGCAAACCAAAUCCUGCCUUCAGUUUAGACAGCCAGCUUGCCCUGGCCCGUAUUUCUAGCAGACCAGAAACUUUCAUCCUACAACAAGGCUCUAACGAGAACUACAAAUGGUUAAUAAGUCUCCAUUAUUGCUAAUGAAAUAGAAGGUAAUAAACGACUACUGGUUUUCAAGGUUUGCACGGCCUGUGAACUCAUACUCCUGGCUUAUUUCAGACUAUAUGCUUAGUCGUGAGCUUUUCUAUGGACAGAGAGCAGGCAGGAAUGAGGCUCUUAUAAACACAACCUGGGAGACUCCCAACUGCCUGGGCUGAAAUGCAUCUCCCGCUGCCAAACACAACCUGUCUCAUCAUUCAGUGCACACCAAUUGCCACAACGAGGACUUGCAGGUUGUCCAUAAAGUCUCGUGCUUUGACCUUUGCCUGUUCAUCAUUGAACCCCCUCUUAGGGCUGUAGUGUACAUUCCAAGGAAAAAGUUUGCAAGUCAAAAGACUGGAAAACCUAUACGACAACUGCACUGCCUGUUAAACCAGACGGGGAACUAAAAUACAUUUUAUGAAGAACCUGCAACUGUAUACUAAUGACUAAAAGGACAUGGACGUGUUAAGGGAUCUGCAGAUAGAUAUCUGCCAGGGCAACCCAUCCAGGUGCAAAUAUCUUCUGAGCUCAACAUUUUUCAUGUUAGAUGAGCACCUCUUUAGUUAGCAAGGAGGAGGAGAGGCUGGAUUACCAGGUGUGACGAACAAAGCCGCUGGAUCACAAAAUGCACAUUCCCUGUGAAAUGCUGAAUUCUGAGCUAGAUCUGCCUCCAGCGCUUGGAUUCAUUUUGUUCACAAAAUAGGAACAUACCACAAACUGGUUGUUCAACAGCAGACAAAGUACUGACCUUCUUGCAACAACAUCAUCUGGAUCUGACCCAGAUUUCACUGAAGUAAAGUAGCGAGAUCCCGGGGACCUCUUGUAUGCCAUUUCAGUGUUUUUAUUUCAAAUUGCUUCUAUAAAGCCUUUUUCUUUAUUGCCAUGUUCUCUCACAUAUGGAAACACUCUAAAAAUGGCAGCAGCUUGUUUUCACUACAGUUUCCAUAGACAUAUCAAUGUACUUACAUAUGCAUAUGUGGAAACGUAAUUCUGUAGAAUGCUUAAAGAACAAACUGUAGCGCUACAACCGUCCCAAUCCUGUUUCCCAGGCUCUGAGGCUGUCAGGGAAAAGAAACAACCCCCCAAACCCACAGCAAGGGUCUCCAUCAGAGUGGGUGAGCUGAGGAAAGGACUCAGAGCUGGUGCCUGGCACGCCUGCACGCACAUUAGGUUGGCUGUGAGCACAGAACUCAUGGAGUUUUUUAUGUCUCCUACCUAUCAAACAGACCUUUGGGAAUGCAGCCUAGUGAAACUCAUGAAAACCAAAGGGAACGCAGAGCACAGGCUCUGCUUGCCCAAAGGUUUAUUCUGCAACGCAGCUGGAAUGAAGACAAGCUGGCAAGUGUUCUUCCACAUAGUACUCGCUAAAGGGAAAUAAUAGGAAAGAGCCUCAGGUGACAGGAGCAGGAAGAGCGAUGGGAACACUACUCAGAGAGCUGUGCUGUCCUCCAGCCACCAGCCCUGUGGAGGAGGUAACCCCUGCCCCGUCUGUGCUGUCCUGGCAGCAGGCAGUGGCUGCAGAAGUAAAGCCAUACUGCGGCAAGUGUGCAGAACUGCAUUCUUGAGCACUCUUUGUCAGAGGGCACCCGAGGAUUUUGUUUUUCCAUCGCUGCUGGCCAAAGGUUGCUCUCUGUUGUGAACAGGUAGUGCUGUGCUCCCAGCAACUGAAUCCCACCUGCUUAAUGCCAGAGCCCUGGGCUGGCAGCAGUACUGAGGAAUUGCCAAAUGCUCUCAGGAAGGGACUGAUUUUGCCCAGAUGUGCCAGUGAGGAGGUUUAGUUUUACCCUAUGAAGAAUCACAGUGGAGAGAUUCACAUAGGCAAAACUGUGCACAGGCACGCAGAUCUGCAGAAUUAAGGCUUUCGUCUGCUACAAACCAACCUUUGGGGUCUUAAUAUUUAUGAAGCACCUCGAAUUCCCAAGGCAUUCACAGGUCAUAUGUACAAAAAACACUGGCAGCCAGGUCCUUCAUUAGGAAAACAUUUCCAUUUGACACAGGGGCUUAAAUACGUUCAUAGAAGACCUGUUGAAAAUAAUGUAAUUUCUGUAUGAGCCCCAAAUUAACCAUAAUUGCUUUUCUGAACAGGGAUGGAUUAGAACAUUUACGUAAGUGCUUUCCUCAGUUCUGCCUUCAGUGAGGUGUGACCUGGCUUUGCACUUGCGAUCACUUCACAGCACUCAGAGCUACGCAACGCCCAAGGAGAGAGAUGGAGAAACAUCUUUCCCGAGCAGAACUGCAGGUAGAAUUUGGAAAACAAAAGCCAAAAUGCUCCUGGCCCAGAUUUGCUAGGACCACUCUUUAGAAAUACCAGAAUACGGUGAGAUGUGAAAACAUCCCACCCAGCCAAGCACCCUGCCCACGAGGGUGGCCAGCCGUGGACGCCAAGGGACUGGAUCUAGGAUGGGAUACUCAGGAGAAGCAUUAUUGCUCAGUUGCUGUGUGCUGCUGCAUUCAGCAUAGCUCCCUUUAAUGAUUUUGCCAGGCAAACGACCCCCUUCACCAUUAGGUGAAGUUUCAUCUCCUGCCUCACCUUUUUUACAGCCUCUGGUGCAAACAUAGACCUCAUUUGCGGUGCUGUACUGUGGGGGACUCCUUUAUAGCAACAGAUGAUCAGUCAGUUUGUCCAUUAACUUAAUUCCUCUGGCAAAACAAAAUGAAGAUUUUGUGGCAGGUCCUCCAAAACUCCAGCGAUUCAGUCAACGGCUUUGUCUGUGUGCUGGGCUGCAGCAGGAGGCUGUGAAAGGAUCACUGACAACUCAUACAUCCUGUUCAUGACGCUCU